Glycine soja is the source of this 2489-nucleotide messenger RNA. Its product is annotated as probable serine/threonine-protein kinase PIX7. Gene Ontology annotation, biological process: protein phosphorylation. Lineage: Eukaryota; Viridiplantae; Streptophyta; Magnoliopsida; Fabales; Fabaceae. The record is from RefSeq and is a predicted model, not a curated record. The coding region runs from base 550 to 2010 and encodes 486 amino acids. The transcript has 6 exons. Gene Ontology annotation, molecular function: ATP binding; protein kinase activity.
CUUGCCCUCCCUGCCCCACUUCCCACUUUUUCAUAUUUUCAAGCCUGCCCGACCUACCCGCUGAGGAAAAAUAAAAUAAACUUUCCCUAUGUCACAAGCACUCUCCCGCUUUCCUCUUCAACACAACACAACUCUCUCUCUCUCUCUCUCACCACCCCAUUUUGCUUUGGAGUUUGAUCUCAGUUUCACAACUUGGUUUGUGUUGUGAUGGUCUCAUUCAUUCACCAGUGCACAUGUGUUUGUUGAUCCUUCAUAACAUUUUCAUUCAAAACCAUAAUGAUAUUGUUCUUUUUAUCUACUUCCAAUAUCUAGCUUUUUUUUUUCUCUAACAUUCAAUACCUGAUGCAGUGUAACUUGAGAGAUUAGGCCUUGACUUUCGUCCGAACUAUAUUCGGGUUCACCAAAAAGAAACAAAAAAAAAUAAAUUGUUCAAUUAUUGCAAGUGGGGUGGUUUGAACUUUGGAGGCCUUGAAGUUGUUGAGGUGGCUUUGUAUCUAUAUUUUGAGGCUUUUGGGCUAUGGAAACUUGUUUGUGAGAGUUUUUUGGAAGAUGGGGUUUGGGAGUAAUGCAGUUCAAGCAGGGAGUUUGGAUGUGGACAAGUCAAAUGAAAGGAAGAAGGUAGAAGGUGCUGGAAAGGAGAGAAAAUGGUGGUUUAGAUUUAGCUUCUUUGGGAGCUGCAUACCUUCAGGAUCAAAAGUUGAUAGCACCAUAAGUGGCACUAAGGCCCAUAAUGGUGAAAAUGUCAAAUCAGUGAUAGUUGGAUCAGAGGAAAACAAAUCUGCAUCUGAUAAAAUCACAAAGGAAACUGUUGCUACUGAAGAGUCCUCUACAACAGCUAGCGAUGCGGAAAGUAACCCUUCCACACCAAAAUUCAGUGAGGAGUUGAAGUUUGCUUCUUGUAUGAGAAAAUUCACAUUCAAUGGACUUAAGGUGGCAACUAGGAAUUUCAGACCAGAGAGUCUUCUUGGUGAGGGAGGGUUUGGUUGUGUCUUCAAGGGUUGGAUCGAGGAAAAUGGAACUGCACCUGUGAAACCAGGUACUGGACUCACGGUUGCGGUCAAGACUCUUAACCACAAUGGACAUCAGGGUCACAAAGAGUGGCUUGCUGAAUUAAAUUAUCUUGGUGAUCUUGUCCAUCCUAAUCUUGUUAAGUUGAUUGGUUUCUGUAUUGAAGAUGACCAAAGAUUACUGGUUUAUGAGUUUAUGCCCCGAGGCAGUUUGGAGAACCACCUCUUUAGAAGGCCCCUGCCUCUUCCUUGGUCUAUCAGAAUGAAAAUUGCACUUGGUGCAGCCAAAGGUCUUGCUUUUCUCCAUGAAGAGGCUCAGAGGCCCAUAAUAUAUCGUGAUUUCAAAACAUCUAAUAUACUAUUAGAUGCGGAAUACAAUGCCAAGCUUUCUGAUUUUGGACUUGCCAAAGAUGGUCCUGAGGGGGAGAAGACACAUGUAUCUACAAGAGUUAUGGGAACAUAUGGUUAUGCUGCUCCUGAGUAUGUGAUGACUGGACAUUUGACAUCAAAAAGUGAUGUAUACAGCUUUGGAGUAGUGCUACUUGAAAUGCUCACAGGCCGGCGAUCCAUUGAUAAGAAAAGACCAAAUGGGGAACACAAUCUGGUAGAGUGGGCUAGACCUGUACUGGGAGACCGGAGGAUGUUCUACCGGAUAAUCGAUCCCCGCCUUGAAGGCCACUUCUCGGUCAAAGGGGCGCAGAAAGCUGCCCUGCUGGCUGCUCAAUGCCUUAGCCGUGAUCCAAAAUCUAGACCCUUGAUGAGUGAAGUUGUUCGAGCUUUAAAGCCUCUGCCAAGCCUCAAGGACAUGGCAAUCUCAUCUUAUCACUUCCAGAUUGCGCGCGUAGAUCGAACCAUGUCCAUGCCGAAUCAUAAAAACGGUAUUAGAACACAGUUAGUAUCUGUGCCAAGGAAGGGUCAACCUGUAAGGACAUUGUCUAGUCCAAAUGUUCCACAUGGUUCUCCAUACCUUCAUCAUACCAAGUCUCCAAAACCUAUUGGGUAAGAAUAACUGUUCACUGUCUUUAAUUUGAUUGUCUAUUCGUUCAGUUCCCACAAAUUAGGCCACCAGCUCUACAUACAGCAACUGUUGUGUGUCUGGGAGAGUUUAUCUGAAACCUGAUGGAAUUAUUAAAGUCUUAGUUUCACUAUAUAAUCUCAAAUAAGGUAAGUGCAUGAGACAGUUUAAUGUUACAUAGUAAUAGUAGGGACAUGUCAUAUACAGUUUUCAAGUAUGAAACUGUUAUUCACUGAAAUUGUUUAACUCUUCCACCUUGUCUUGGGUUUCGUUCCUUCUAGAAUGUAUUUUUUGUAAAGAGGAAAAAAAAUGUGGUGUUAACUCAUGUUAGACAUAGAUUUUUACACACUCAUUGGACAAUAUACAUUUCAGUAAAUGCUGAUUGAUGCAAUCGAAUGUUGUACUUGUACUAGAGAAAUGUUUGAGUGACCUAAAAAGUGAUGAUGAGCAUGCAGGGUUCGUUUCUC